This is a messenger RNA of Alternaria atra, 438 nucleotides long. RefSeq lists its product as uncharacterized. The record is from RefSeq and is a predicted model, not a curated record. The transcript has a single exon. The coding region runs from base 1 to 438 and encodes 145 amino acids. Lineage: Eukaryota; Fungi; Ascomycota; Dothideomycetes; Pleosporales; Pleosporaceae.
AUGCCCAAGCCAGCCAUAGGCCCCUUCACCGCAUCGACAGCCGAUAAAGUCAUCGUUGGGCCGAGUUCCCAAGAGCAAAUUCCUCAAACCCCCGUGACACCAGUGUCAGCAGAAGGUCUGGUGUCCCUGCAGAAUUUGAUCAUCGAGCAGGACGCGCAUGCUCUCGACGAGAAGAGCAAGCAAAGCCUACAGCGACAUCUCCGCAAGUUUUCGAAAGCGGCCCAACUAUCUUUCGCCAAAGGAGCCCUUCAGCAGAAUCAUAUCCGACUCCUGCUAAAGGUCAACGACGAGGCCAAAGUGCGACGAUCAACGAAGUCACUGGUGCUGGGAACGGCCAAGGUCAUGGGCUACGAGGAGCUCCAAGAUGUGCGCGCGAAGCGUGCUGAAACGGAGGCUGCUGAGGCGACUAAAGCUAAGGGGAAACGGGGUCGAAAGUGA